AUGGAAGGACGGGGAUACUGGGGGACCAAAGCCGAAUUUAUCCUGACGGUGAUGGGCGCGAUCAUCGGACCUGGAAAUGUAUGGAGGUUCCCGUACCUGUGCUACAGAAACGGCGGAGGUGUGUUCUUCAUCCCAUACAUCUUGUUCAUGUUUACCUGUGGGAUCCCUUUAUUCUUCCUUGAGACUGCCGUAGGACAGUAUACCAACCAGGGGGGGAUUACGUGCUGGAGAAAGAUUUGCCCACUUUUUCAAGGCGUGGGCUAUGCCAGUCACUUGAUCAUUGCAUUCAGUGCCACCUCCUACAUUGUCAUCAUUGCAUGGGCGUUCUUUUACCUGUUCUCAUCCUUUAGUGCGGAUUUGCCUUGGGCCACAUGUGGUCACUACUGGAACACAGACUCAUGCUUGGACUCAAGCCUUCCCAAUGUGAGCUACAGCAUGGCUUCCAGGCUGAACAUGACUCUUCCUGUUGUGGAAUUCUGGCAGCACCGGGUUUUGAAAAUCUCUGGUGGUAUUGAGGAGGUUGGCAGCUUGAGGUGGGAACUAGCCUUGUGUCUCAUCCUGACCUGGGUCAUCUGCUAUUUCUGUGUUUGGAAGGGUAUCAAGUCCACAGGAAAGGUUACCUUCUUCACAGCGACCUUCCCCUUCAUCAUGCUGUUGGUUUUGCUCGUGCGUGGUGUCACCUUACCAGGGGCAAUGACUGGGAUCAUUUACUACCUCUACCCUGAUAUCUCUCGCCUUUCAGAUCCCCAAGUGUGGAUGGAUGCUGGGACUCAGAUUUUCUUCUCCUAUGCCAUUGCUCUUGGUUUUUUAACCUCCCUUGGGAGUUACAACCCUUACAAUAAUGACUGUUACAAGGACUGUUUCUACUUGUGUUUGCUGAACAGUGCCACCAGCAUUGUGGCAGGAUUCGCUAUUUUCUCUGUUUUGGGUUUCAUGACCUACGAACAAGGAGUGGAUAUAUCUGAGGUUGCCCAAUCAGGUCCAGGUUUAGCAUUCAUUGUUUACCCACGUGCUGUUGCCAUGAUGCCCAUGCCUCAGGUGUGGUCGGUGUGUUUUUUCAUCAUGAUCAUCCUGCUUGGCUUGGACAGUCAGUUUGUCGGUCUGGAAUGUCUGAUGACGUCAGUGGUUGACCUGUUCCCAUCUUACCUGCGUCAAGGCUUUAGACGUGAGCUGCUUCUACUGGUUAUCUGUUGCAUCUGCUGCACACUGGGAUUCUCUCUGGUCACUGAGGGAGGGAUGUAUCUGCUCCAGCUGCUGGACCAUCACGUCUGCAGUGGCACCACCAUACUCUUGCUCUCUCUCUGCCAGUCUGUCAGCAUUGCCUGGGUGUACGGUGCUGAACGUUUCUAUGGCAACAUCACAGACAUGAUCGGUUAUCGUCCACACCCAUUGAUGAUGUACUGCUGGCGUUACAUCACUCCCUUCGUCUGUUUUGGCACAUUCAUCUUCUCUUUGGCCAAAUACACUCCGUUGAAGUUCAGUAAAACUUAUGUUUAUCCACUCUGGGCCAACAUCAUGGGCUGGUUCUUUGCCACUGUCUCCCUCUCACUCAUCCCGCUGUUUGUGUUAUAUAAAAUGAUGCAGGGAGAAGGCACUCUUAAACAGCGUUUCUUAUUGCUCUGCCAUCCUGUGGAGGAACUCCCCGUGGAUCAAAAAUGUCUGCCUGCAACCAGUGGUACUCCUCAACACACAGAGCUCAAACCUUUAUCCCACACAACCACAAAUUGA
This is a messenger RNA of Scomber japonicus (chub mackerel), 1728 nucleotides long. Its product is annotated as sodium- and chloride-dependent GABA transporter 2-like. Gene Ontology annotation, cellular component: membrane. The transcript is spliced from 14 exons. NCBI's taxonomy places the organism in Eukaryota, Metazoa, Chordata, Actinopteri, Scombriformes, Scombridae. Gene Ontology annotation, biological process: sodium ion transmembrane transport. Bases 1 to 1728 code for a protein of 575 amino acids. The record is from RefSeq and is a predicted model, not a curated record.